Messenger RNA from Prorocentrum cordatum, 746 nucleotides. The record is from the annotation of a GenBank genome assembly. NCBI's taxonomy places the organism in Eukaryota, Dinophyceae, Prorocentrales, Prorocentraceae.
AGCCGUUUGUGGCUCAAGCCAUUUCGGUCCAAGACUGUUGCCCCGCCUCCCCGUGCUGCAUCGCCACGUCGAGGCCCAGACUCGCAGGCAUGGCCCGCUCCGGCUCGGUGCUCCUCGCCUGCGCCCUCGCAGCGGCCGCGCUGGCGUGCCUCGGCCUGCAGUCCUCGUCGUUUGUCGGCGCGUCGCGGGCCCGGGGGCUGCGCUCCUCGGCCCCGUCGGUCGAGAGGGCGGGCUACGGCGGGGCGCCAGGCGGCAAGCCCUUCUGGGCCCAGUGGGAGAAGGGGGACUACUACCUGAAGCCUCCUCCGGGCACCCUGCAGGGCUUCGAGUACGGGCGGAACCAGCUGGCGGAUGGGCGCACCGCGGGGGAUGAGAAGAAGACCAGCAGCGGGGGAUCCGACAUCUCGAUCGUGGUUCUUCUGACCGUCUUCUUCUUCGCCUCGGUCUACGCGAACGACAGCGGCUUCUUCAACCCCUGAGCAGGCCCCCUCGUCGAGCUGACCGUGAGUGCCCCCCCCCCCUCCGGCGCUGACAUUUUUAAGGCCCCCCGCGGGCUCCAAGAUUAGGAUUGUGGCGCUGGCGUCUGUUUCUCGAUCAAGUCGCCCACCGAUGCUCAUCGGCGGGUCCGAUCGGCAUCGGACUUGUCGUUGCGGCUGCGCCUCUGAUCAACAAAGCAGGUGCAUGUGUACAUGGGCGGCUGGAUGGGCUUGUGUCGUAUGGGUGCUAGCGAUGAGAAUCGAUGGAUG